Molecule: messenger RNA, 1740 nt
Organism: Seriola aureovittata
Lineage: Eukaryota; Metazoa; Chordata; Actinopteri; Carangiformes; Carangidae
Gene: tnfsf13b
Product: TNF superfamily member 13b
Exons: 6
Coding region: 287-1081 (264 amino acids)
Biological process (GO): immune response
Cellular component (GO): membrane
Molecular function (GO): tumor necrosis factor receptor binding; receptor ligand activity
Source: RefSeq, a predicted model, not a curated record
AGGGGAGAGAGACUCGUCAGAGCUGCUGGUCAGGCAGGAAGCUGAGUGUGGUUAGCUGAGCGGAACAGUAGACGGGAAGCUGUUUUUUUUUUUACUGUAUUUGUUCUGCGUAGUCCCUCCGACUAAAACUGGAACUGGUGGAUAAAAGUGAGAGUUAGGAGGGACAGUGGAGCCUACAGAGAGUGGUUAAGGUAAAGCUGGAGGCUCCAGAGAAAGCUUGAAGAGAGGCCUCAUAGUUCAGGUGUGAGACGAGUCAUGUUGCCGGCGUGAGCUCUCGGGAGAUUGUAUGGGCCCUGCGAUGGCAGUUUUGGCAGGUGUGAAGCCUGGGACUGGACAACAAGCAGGUGGAGGGAGGCUGUCCUGGCCAGUUUUCCUGCUGACACUAGCUGCUGUCACCUGCUCCUCUCUUUCCGCUUUGUCCCUGUACCAACUGGUGGCUCUCAGAGCGGAGGUAGAGGGACUCAAAUCAGAGGUCUGUCGCAGGAGAGAGGAGGGACAAGAGGCCAAGCAUGGAGGCCAGACUGAGAAUAUCAAUAGCAGGAGAAGCAACCAAGAGCCGCUCCAGCAACCUGAGUCUCAACAUGCUUCCACCCUGUUAAGGAAGAGGAGAGUCGUGGCUGGAGCAGACACAUUAGUUUCUCAACCUUGCCUGCAGCUGUUGGCAAACAGGAAAAGGACAACCUUCAGCAAAGAAUUGGAAUCGACUCUCUACACAGGUAUCCCCUGGCAGACAGGACUGAGGAGGGGCUCUGCCCUGGAGGCAGAGGGAGACCGCAUAUUAGUUAGACAGGAGGGCUUCUUCUUUGUGUACAGUCAGGUCUUCUACAUGGACAGUACCUUUGCAAUGGGUCACGUGGUGAUCCGGUGGAAGAGUAAUGUGGUGGGAAACGACGAUCCUUUUGCAGUCCUGUUCCGCUGCAUCCAGAGCAUGAACCCUGUCUUCCCUUUCAACACCUGCUACACAGGAGGUAUUGUGAAACUGGAGGUCGGGGACCACUUGGAGCUUCUGAUCCCCCGUUCCACAGCCAACGUGUCCCUGGACGGAGACGUCACCUUCCUCGGUGCCGUCAAACUGGCUUAAAGUGUGUCAGCUUGUUUUGGACCUGAGGGACGCUGUUGUCAGGGGAAACACGUGCCACAUUGGGAGGAGAGGGAGCAACGAGGCACAGUUCUGCUGACCUUGCCUGACCUUGGGUGUUUGGGAGAAGAAUACAGGAAGCAGCCAUUUGUGCUCUUGCUGUAAGAUAGACUGUGUGACUCCUUGCUAGUGAGCAGACAUGACGGGGAUGAUGAGUUGAUGUCAUAGUCUUUACUCUUUACAUACAGUUUAUAUACACCUUAUAGCCACGGCUUUAUUGUGUUCAUUUCUACCACACACCAAGACAAAAUGUUAUAAAAAUCUGCCAGGAUCUAGUACUUUUUCUUCAAAUAAUCACAAACACAUGACAUAGGCUGACUUGGAAGGAAGUGUGUUAUUUGUGUGAAAUCAUUCUUAUAUUCUUACAUGCACUGAUCAAUAAUCUUUUCUACUGUUGCAGCAGCAUUACUAUGUCGCUGAAAUAGUUCUUCUCACAUGCUUCAUUUGUUUUUUGUAUUUUCUUUUAGAUAUUUUAACCCAAACAAGAGUCUGGUUAUCAUCCAAAUGCCACAAUUUGAUUCCAGUUUAACUGUAUAUGUCUCAAAUGAUAUGAAAAUUCAGAUACAAUAAAGGGGACAGUUCUUGCUCAAGAGAUGACAUCA